This is a messenger RNA of Ornithorhynchus anatinus (platypus), 3299 nucleotides long. Its product is annotated as complement C3. Bases 36 to 3299 code for a protein of 1087 amino acids. Gene Ontology annotation, cellular component: extracellular region. The record is from RefSeq and is a predicted model, not a curated record. Gene Ontology annotation, biological process: complement activation; inflammatory response. The transcript has 24 exons. Gene Ontology annotation, molecular function: endopeptidase inhibitor activity. Lineage: Eukaryota; Metazoa; Chordata; Mammalia; Monotremata; Ornithorhynchidae.
GGGCCCACUGCUCUUUCCUUCCCUCCCCUGGCAUCAUGAGGGGAGUGGCUCCCUGGCUGGGAGCCCUGCUGGCGCUGAGCUGGGUGCUACGGUCGCACUGUCAGCCCCUCUUCACCCUCAUCACUCCCAAUGUCCUGCGUCUGGAGAGUGAGGAGCAGGUGGUCUUGGAGGCUCACGGGCAAAACCAAAACCUGGAGGUAGACGUCACAGUCCAGGAUUUCCCCCAGAAGAGACAGGUCCUCUACAAUGAGAAGAUCAUGCUGUCCUCAGACAAUGAUUACCUGGGCAUCAUCAAGAUCAAGCUUCCAGCCAAGGAUAUCAAGAAGGACUCAAAAGCCAACAAGUACGUCAACAUCCAGGCCAAGUUUGGAACUGUGGUUGUGGAAAAGGUGGUGUUGGUGACGUUUCACAGUGGCUACCUUUUCAUCCAGACUGACAAGACCAUCUACACCCCAGGGUCUACAGUCUUGUACCGGAUCUUUACCGUGGGCCACAAGCUGGAACCUGUCUCCAAGACGCUGACCAUUAACAUUCAGACCCCUGAGGGCAUCACCAUCAAGAGUGACUCUCAGAAGAAACAAGGCAUCGUGAGCCUCGCUUGGGCAAUCCCUGAGGUGGUCAACCUAGGACAGUGGAAGAUUGUUGCACACUACGACGAUGCCCCCGAGCAGACCUUUUUCGCCCAGUUUGAGGUGAAGGAGUAUGUGCUGCCCAGUUUUGAGGUGGUGGUGGAACCGACCGAAAAGUUCUAUUACAUUGACGACCCAGAGGGACUGUCUGUGGACAUCACAGCCAGGUUCCUGUACGGGAAGAUGGUAGAAGGCACCGCUUUUGUGCUCUUUGGAGUGAACACAAAGGAAGGAAAGAAAAGCAUUCCAGCAUCACUGAGCCGUGUUCAGAUCAUGGAUGGCCACGGGGAGGCCAAACUGCCGAGCAAAAUGCUGCUGCAGCAGUUCCCAGAUGUCAACCAGCUGAUCAACCUUUCCCUCUAUGUCUCCGUCACUGUCAUCCUGGACUCAGGGAGCGAUAUGGUGGAAGCGGAGAAGACUGGGAUCCCCAUCGUGACCUCGCCAUAUCAGAUCCACUUCACCAAGACACCCAAGUACUUCAAGCCAGGCAUGCCCUUUGAGCUUACGGUGUUCGUGACGAACCCCGAUGACUCUCCUGCCAGCCACAUCUCCGUCAAAGCCCGGGAGUUCAAAGUGGAGGCUAUGACUCACAAGGAGGGCACCGCCAAACUGGGCAUCAAUACUCCCAACAACAAGAACCCCAUCACUAUCACUGUCCAGACAGUGGUAGCCAACCUCCCAGAAUCGCGUCAAGCUUCCAACCAGAUGGUGGCUCUGCCCUACCUCACCCAGGAAGGGUCCCAAAAUUACCUGCACCUCUCGGUGCCCAGCUCUGAGGUGCUGCCUGGAGAAAAUCUCAACAUCAACUUCAACAUCAAGACCGAUGGGCCAAAUGUCCAGAAUCAGAUACGCUACUUUACCUACAUGAUUCUCAACAAGGGCAAGAUCCUAAAAGCAGGACGCCAGGCACGGCAGGUGGGGCAAGACCUGGUGGUGCUGGCCCUGCCCAUCACGCCCGAGUUUAUCCCCUCCUUCCGCGUGGUCGCCUACUACCAGGUGACCCUCCAGAAUGGGAAAAAGGAGGUGGUGGCUGACUCGGUGUGGGUAGAUGUGAAGGACACCUGUAUGGGCAAGCUGGUGGUAAAAGGCGACAAGGAUAAAAACCAACUUCCAGGCAAACAGAUGAAACUGAAGAUUGAAGGGGACCCUGGGUCCCGUGUAGGACUGGUAGCUGUGGACAAGGGUGUCUUUGUGCUGAACAAGGAGAACAAACUGACUCAGACCAAGAUCUGGAAUGUGGUGGAGAAGAGUGAUAUCGGCUGCACCCCAGGGAGCGGGCAAAACUACGCCGGCGUGUUUGGGGAUGCUGGGCUGGCCCUACAAAGCAACAUGGCACUCAAAACUGAGCAGAGGACAAACCUGGAGUGCCCCAAGCCAGCCCAACGCCAUCGCCGUUCCGUCCAGCUCAUGGAGAAGAGGACAGACAAAGCGAGUCAGUACCAGAACCUGGCCAUCCGGAAGUGCUGUUUGGAUGGAAUGAGAGUGAACCCAAUGGGCUACAGCUGUGAGAAGCGGGCGACCUACAUCCUGGACAAGGGGGAGUGUACAAAGGCCUUCCUGGACUGCUGUAACUACAUCAAGGAAGUGCGGCUGCAGAAGCAGAGAGACAACAAGCUCAACCUAUCCAGAAGUGAAGUGGAUGAGGACCUCCUCCAAGAUGAUGAAUUUGUCUCUCGGAGCCAGUUCCCAGAGAGCUGGCUGUGGCAAGUGGAGGAACUCUCAGAUAAACCAGACAAAACCGGUGUCUCCUCCAAAACCCUCAACAUCUUCCUGAAGGACUCAAUCACCACCUGGGAGGUGCUGGCUGUCAGUCUGUCCGACACCAAGGGGAUCUGCGUGGCCGACCCUUACGAGAUCACCGUCAUGCAGGACUUCUUCAUUGACCUGCGUCUGCCCUACUCGGUGGUGAGGAAUGAGCAGGUGGAGAUCCGGGCAGUGUUGUACAACUACAACGAGCAAAAUGCCAUUAAGGUGCGGCUGGAACUGCUCCACAACCCGGCCUUCUGCAGCGCCUCCACCUCCAAGAAGAAAUUCCAGCAGGUGGUGGAGAUCCCGGCCAAGUCUUCCCGAGCCAUACCCUUUGUCAUUGUACCCCUGGAGAUUGGCAACCACGACAUUGAGGUCAAGGGGGCUGUCUAUGGCCAGUACAUCACCGACGGUGUGAAGAAGAAGCUGAAGGUUGUGGCGGAGGGGAUGCGCAUGUCCAAGACGGUGAAAGUCAUCACCCUGGACCCAGUGGUUAAAGGGAAACAAGGUAAGCAGGAGGAAAACAUCGAAGCACCCGAUCUCCGGGACAUGGUUCCAGGCACUGAGUCCGAGACCAAAAUCGGCGUCCAAGGUGAGACUUGGUCUGUCAGCUUCACCUAUGGGGGAGAGGCCUUGAGUCUUUGGGAUGGGGCUGGCUGGAUCGAAGGAGACAGAGGGAGAGAGAAAUGGAGAAAGAGAGACAGAGAGCAAGAGACAGAGCAAAAGAGAGACAGGAAGUGGCCCACCGCAACUGAGCCUCCCCGGUGCCUGAAGGGGAUUGUCUUGGUGGGGAGGAGGACAGGGGUCCUGGGGCCCUGGGAGUUAGUUUGGCUUGGUUUCCAAAAGGGGAAGAUCACUUCCUGUUGGGAACUGAGAGCGGGGGAACCCAACUCCCAGAGAGGAGCUGACCUGCUGCACCUGUAG